UUAACCUCUAAAAUAUACGUGCAAGUGGAUCAGUUUCGUUAGCAAAGAUUUAUCAUGCCUCCGAAAGCAAGUGGAAAAGCCGUAAAGAAAGCAGGCAAGGCUCAAAAGAAUAUUAAUAAAGCUGAUAAAAAGAAGAAACGAAAGAGGAAGGAAAGCUACGCUAUUUACAUCUACAAAGUACUCAAACAAGUACAUCCAGAUACUGGAAUUUCCAGUAAAGCUAUGAGCAUCAUGAACAGUUUUGUCAAUGACGUUUUUGAACGAAUUGCAGCGGAAGCAUCAAGAUUAGCUCAUUAUAAUAAACGUUCGACGAUUACUUCUCGGGAAAUCCAGACUGCAGUGCGUUUAUUAUUACCUGGUGAGCUUGCAAAACAUGCUGUUAGUGAAGGUACUAAAGCUGUGACUAAAUAUACAAGCUCCAAAUAAAUGGUAUCGUUGAAUCUUACCGGUCCUUUUUAGGGCCACCAAUAAUUAUUUACGUUGAACAUCUUCUUGUAUGAAAAUAUUCUAACUUUUAAUUACGUUAUUUUUUAUCCUUCCUUUUUUUUACCUUGUUAUGUAAAUAUUGUAUAUGUACGGAUUUGAGUAAUUUAAUACGAGGGCAUUAUUUAUAAUGGCCAAUCGUUAUAAAUAAUGAUAAACAAAAUUGUGCACUAUAUUAAAUUUCAGUGUUAGGGUUAUUUUUUUAAGUAGUUUUUUAUAAUAAAUUUAUUGCAGUUCUUGAUUUUGUUUAUCAUUGUUUAAUAAUAUCCGUAUUAGUCCACACUGUUCUUAAUAAAAUUAUAUAAAAAGGAGCAAACAUAAAAUCAAAUUGUCCAAAAUAA
Messenger RNA from Vespa crabro (European hornet), 824 nucleotides. RefSeq names its product histone H2B-like. The transcript has a single exon. Gene Ontology annotation, molecular function: protein heterodimerization activity; structural constituent of chromatin; DNA binding. The record is from RefSeq and is a predicted model, not a curated record. The coding region runs from base 55 to 426 and encodes 123 amino acids. NCBI's taxonomy places the organism in Eukaryota, Metazoa, Arthropoda, Insecta, Hymenoptera, Vespidae. Gene Ontology annotation, cellular component: nucleosome.